AUGGACAAUCUUGGAGAUGCUUGGAGGAUCCAGCUGCUGGCAGCCACAGCUCUGACACUGCGUUUGCUUGUCAGACUGUGUUUUGCCCCCGAUGAUGUCGACAUAAAGCUGAGCAGCAAGUCCAUUGCCGACGUCCUGCUGGGCCGCUUUGACACAGCACGCGUUACCUUGAACAGGGCACGCCGGUGGCUCCGCGUGCACAAGUGCGAGGUAGAAUGUCAGCUGGUCAACUCUGGAAUCAACCCUAUGUUUUGGCUGUUCGUGCCACUGAUGCUGGCUCUUUCGCCCAGACUGGUGCUCGUUGGCUGGCUUUUGGGGUACAUCUUUCUUCCCCGCGCAGCCAAAACAGAGCCUGGGAGACGUGAGACCCGCUUCACUGCCCGCCUGUCUGCAGAAGAUCUGUGGGGGUGCCGCUUGUGGAGAGAUGUGGUCACCUCCGGGCUGCGAGACAUCAUGAACUACAGUGUUGCAGGAAUGGUGGCGCUUCCCCGAGAAGUUUCGGGAGAGCUUUCUGCCGCCACAUCUUUCGAGGUGAAGGGUCUUCAGGUCUCCGAAUCUUGCCUCAUUUUGGAUGCAGUUGCGAACCUGCCGGGCAAGACGGUGUUCCAGUAUCGCCUGAAGACUGGCGUAUCGCUUGGUGAGGUAGAUGGAUGUCAAUGUAUCAUCUGGGAUGACCCAUGCAUUGAGGUGACUCCUGGCUGGCAAUUGCCCAAGUUCUGGGCACCAAUUGGAAGCUUCGCGGGCCUGGGAUUGCCCGACAAGUUGAGAUUUUCUCGCUUUGAGUUCCUGUCGGAUGGGCAGCUGGUGAUGGAGGGGCGUGUUGCUGGAGAAGGAAGCUUCUUCUGCGCAAUGAUGAAGCUUUCCCAAGCAUGCUUGCCCGCAUGGACUCGGCACAUGGAGCGGCCGGAGGUCGAGGCAGUGCCCUCCAGCUCAGCGAUAUCUUCAUUCGUCAGCCAGGCUAAGCUCGCGUUCGAGUACUCCUUGAAGAACCUGCUUUGGAAACAAGCGGCCUUCUACGCUGAGAGGCUUGUAGCCGAGCGACCUUGCGACGAAACGACGUAUCUGCUUGGGCUGGCCUACUUCCACAAUCAGGAGCUGGCCAGGGCGCAGUGGCACCUGCAGGGCAAUAAGCUUCCCGAAGCCAGGUACUUGCUUGCGAGGUGCUGCUCGCAGUUAAAGCGCUGGGAUCUCGCUGAAGAUGCACUUUUGCCUUCCAGCGCGGGAGGCAACCUCAACGAGGUCGUCAAUGGUGCUGCAGGCCUCUUCCUGUUUGGUCAGGUCCAGGAGAGGCAAGGCCGGCGAGAGCAAGCAGUCGAGUGCUACUUCAGGUGUCUGCAGGAGUGCCCCUUUAUGUGGGAAGCCUACGAGCGCUGGUCUUGGCUGGUGCUGGGAUCACCAUCCCCCUCGCCCGCGACUCUGUUUGUGUUGUUUUUGGUGUUCUAUUUUCUCCGGUGUUCUGCCGCCAAGCUAAACUCCAGAAAAGCGAAAAGGGCAAAUGCGGUGACAUUUUUACGUUCGAAGCGCUAA
Symbiodinium natans is the source of this 1527-nucleotide messenger RNA. The record is from the annotation of a GenBank genome assembly. Lineage: Eukaryota; Dinophyceae; Suessiales; Symbiodiniaceae.